Messenger RNA from Dendrobium catenatum, 1122 nucleotides. Its product is annotated as purine permease 3-like. Gene Ontology annotation, cellular component: membrane. Bases 1 to 1122 code for a protein of 373 amino acids. NCBI's taxonomy places the organism in Eukaryota, Viridiplantae, Streptophyta, Magnoliopsida, Asparagales, Orchidaceae. Gene Ontology annotation, molecular function: purine nucleoside transmembrane transporter activity. The record is from RefSeq and is a predicted model, not a curated record. The transcript is spliced from 3 exons.
AUGGAAAUAGAACAGAAAAGCCAUGAAGACAUCCUCCACGCUAGCAACAGUAAUACUGUUAUGGAGUCUCUCAGAACACCGAAAAUGAAGAGACUGAUCAUGCUCUCUCUCAACAUCCUUCUCCUCCUCAUUGGCGGCACCGGGAGCCCCCUUAUACUUCGAGUCUAUUUCCUCCAUGGCGGCGACCGCAAGUGGUUCUCCGGCUUCCUUCAAACUGCUGGCUUCCCUUUCCUCCUCUUCCCCAUGCUCUUCUCCUUCCUCCGCCGUCGCCGCACAAGCUCCGGCGGCCUCUUCUUGCUCACACCUCCCCUCUUCCUCUACUGCGCCAUCCUUGGGCUCAUCACAGGUAUUGAUGACUACCUCUACUCCUAUGGUCUCUCCUUUCUUCCGGUCUCCACCGCUUCCCUCCUUAUCUCGAUGCAGCUCGGCUUCACUGCAAUAUUCGCCUUUUUCAUUGUGAAGCAAAAAUUCAAUUCUUUUACAGUAAAUGCAGUGGUUCUGCUGACAUUUGGUGCAGUAGUGCUUGGCGUGCACGCAAAUGGUGAUCGACCCGAUGGGGAAUCAAAGGCCAAGUACUAUCUUGGAUUUGUAUUAACACUCGCAGCUGCAGUUAUAUAUGCGAUAGUGUUGCCGCUUGUAGAACUACUCUACAAGCAUGCAAAGCAGGAGGUGACAUAUGCACUGGUUAUAGAGAUGCAGUUUGUCAUUGGGCUUUUUGCCACAGUUGUUUGUGCUAUCGGAAUGGUGGUUAACAAGGAUUUUCAAGCAAUAUCAAGAGAGGGGAAGCAUUAUGGGCUUGGUGAGGUAGAAUACUAUCUUGUGGUUUUCUUUACGACCAUUAUAGCUCAAUUCUGCCUUGUGGGCUUAGUGGGAACAAUUAAAUACUCAUCAGCUUUGCUCAGCGGUGUCAUUCUUGCCGUUUGUAUCCCUAUUACAGAGGUUCUCGCAGUCUUCUUUUUCCACGAGAAGUUUGAUGGAGAGAAAGGAGUUGCCCUUGCACUUUCUCUUUGGGGCACUUCUUCCUACUUUUAUGGAGAGUAUAAAGAACAUAAGAAGAGCAAAGUUAUUGCAAAAGAGUCUCAGCUUCUUCCUCUUUCAUUCGUUUCAAAUAGUACUGAAUAA